Erigeron canadensis is the source of this 1853-nucleotide messenger RNA. RefSeq names its product 3-phosphoinositide-dependent protein kinase 2. NCBI's taxonomy places the organism in Eukaryota, Viridiplantae, Streptophyta, Magnoliopsida, Asterales, Asteraceae. The transcript is spliced from 11 exons. Gene Ontology annotation, biological process: peptidyl-serine phosphorylation; intracellular signal transduction. The record is from RefSeq and is a predicted model, not a curated record. Gene Ontology annotation, molecular function: ATP binding; protein serine/threonine kinase activity. The coding region runs from base 247 to 1722 and encodes 491 amino acids.
UAAAUCACAAAAAAAAAAAAAUUAAAUAAAAUUAAAAAUACCUAAUUCUUCAAUCCCCAAAUUUCCCCUUUAAUUUCACUUUUCUAGGGUUUUAAAUUCGUUAAUUUCGAGACAGAAAACAAACAAUUAUACAUACUGAACAUAUACAUAUAUACAUAUACAUACAUAUGAUUGUAUAGAUACAGAUAUAUAUACAUAGAUACAGGUUGGUAUGGGUAUGGCAGGGUUUGAAAUUGGGGGAAAUUUAUGAUUUUGGAGAGAGGGAAAAUGGAGAAAGAUGUUGAAUCAAAGCUAAAUAUUAAUAAAAAUGAUGAUAAUAAUAAUAAAGGUAAAACCUUUAAAUUUAGAGCACCACAAGAAAAUUUCACAAUUCAAGAUUUUGAAAUGGGCAAGAUCUAUGGUGUUGGUUCUUAUUCAAAGGUUGUGAGGGCAAAGAAGAAAGACACAGGAAAAGUGUAUGCUUUAAAGAUUAUGGAUAAAAAAUUCAUAACGAAAGAAAACAAAACUGCUUAUGUGAAGUUGGAGAGGAUCGUGUUGGAUCAGUUGAGUCAUCCUGGAAUAAUCCAACUUUAUUUUACAUUCCAAGACACUUUUUCACUAUACAUGGCUCUUGAGUCUUGUGAAGGUGGAGAACUUUUUGAUCAAAUAACCAGGAAAGGCCGUUUGACAGAGGAUGAAGCUCGUUUUUAUGCAGCUGAAGUCGUGGAUGCUCUUGAAUACAUACAUAAGCUGGGUUUGAUACAUCGAGACAUCAAGCCAGAGAACCUGCUUCUUACAUCAGAUGGACAUAUUAAGAUUGCUGAUUUUGGUAGCGUAAAGCCCAUGCAGGAUAGCCAGAUAACAGUUCUUCCAAAUGCAGGAUCAGAUGACAAGGCAUGCACGUUUGUGGGGACCGCAGCGUACGUCCCUCCAGAAGUAUUAAAUUCUUCGCCUGCAACUAUUGGAAAUGAUCUCUGGGCACUUGGAUGCACCUUGUUUCAGAUGUUGUCGGGAACUUCACCGUUCAAAGACGCAAGUGAGUGGCUCAUUUUUCAAAGAAUUAUAGCACGAGAUGUCAAAUAUCCGGAUUACUUUUCUGAUCAUGCCAGGGAUCUGAUUGACAAAUUAUUGGAUAUUGAUCCUCAGAAAAGACCUGGUGCGGGACAUGAUGGAUAUGAUGCACUCAAGAAUCAUCCUUUUUUCAAAGGAAUUGAUUGGUGUGAUAUAAGGUCAAAGAGCCCUCCUAGACUUGUAUUAGAGAAGGGUCACACCAGUGGUCGCUCAAGUGAGGGUGAUGACACUCCAGAUUCAUCAUGGAACCCAACACAUAUUGGUGAUGCCACAGGGACAGGAGAUACUGUUUCUGAUGUCACUUCUUCCUCUGAUACGGGCAGUAUAACUAAACUCGCGUCAAUAGACUCCUUUGACUCAAAAUGGCAACAGUUUUUGGAUCCUGGUGAGUCCAUUCUUAUGAUUUCAAUGGUCAAGAAACUUCAGAAACUAUCAAGUAAGAAAGUACAACUUAUCCUAACCAACAAGCCAAAGCUGAUAUAUGUGGACCCCUCAAAGCUAGCAGGUAAAGGGAACAUGAUUUGGUCCGAUGAUCCCAAUGAGCUUAGCGUCCAAGUUAGCAGCCCAUCAAAUUUUAAAAUUUGCCUGCCAAAGAAAGUUAUGACGUUCGAGGAUCCAAAACAGAGAGCAUAUCAGUGGAAAAAGGCAAUCGAGACCCUUCAAAACCGGUGAUACCUGUUUUUAUAUGAUUUGUUUACACAUUCUUUUCAUGUAACAUUAAUGUCGGACCUGGGGAAUCCCAAGAACAGUGGGAUUCCCCUAAGGAAUCUGUUAUAUUCAAAAACAAAAAUACAUUCAUCUCA